AUGCCGCAAAUAUUUCUUCCUCAAGUUUUGUGGCACUGCAAAAAUAACCGACUUGCAGAUAGGGUCUAUUCAGUGGAUAUACAGCCGAUUAACUGCAGCAGCAGCAGCAGCAACAGCAGCAGCAGCAACAACAGCAGCAGCAGCAGCAGCGGCAACACUGCAGCAGCAGGAACAGCAGCAGCAGGAGGAGCAGCAGCAGGAACAGCAGCAGCAGGAACAGGAGCAGCAGCAGCAGCAGCAGGAGAAGGUCAAGACUUUUACCGCAUUGCAACAGCAGGAGCUGAUGAAUUUGUUCAUGGUGUAGUCUUUAUGGCAAUUAGAUUUUUCUUCUUCAAAUUUAUCCGUCAAUUGUUUGUCGCGUCUAAUUGGUCACGAGAAAGAAGUUAA
Messenger RNA from Eimeria maxima, 387 nucleotides. Its product is annotated as chromatin assembly factor 1 subunit, putative. Lineage: Eukaryota; Apicomplexa; Conoidasida; Eucoccidiorida; Eimeriidae. The transcript has 3 exons. The record is from RefSeq and is a predicted model, not a curated record. Bases 1 to 387 code for a protein of 128 amino acids.